GUCUGCUCUGCCAGAGGAUGGAGCAGAUCAGUGACCCCAAAGUGGCUUUCGCCCUCCUGCGUCCGGCCUGCGUGCUGCUGACCAAGGAGCAGACGGUGGCGAACGUGGAGCAGCUUAGCGCGCAGCUGCGGUGCGUGGACGACUGCGCCCUGCAGCAGCUGCAGGAGUACAUCAUCUUCCCGCUGCGCUUCGUGCUCAGGACGCCCGGGCCCAAGAGGGAGAACCUGAUCCAGGCGGCACUGGAGGGCAUCGGGUACGUCCUGGCCCGCACCUGCGUGCGGAGCUGGGACGUCCUGCGGGAGCUGUUCUCCGAGCUGUGCCUCUGCCUCUGCUUGCCGGGCGACCCUGGGAAGCCCGCGCCCAGGUCGGACGAGCUGAAGGUCUCGGCCCUGCGGGGCCUGGACACCCUGCUGCACGCAGCCUACGGGGACAUCCUGUUCCAGCUGUACGCGCCCGCCAUGCUGCCCGGCCUGGGCGCCGCCGUCUCCCUGCUGCUGGCCCUGGGGGAGCAGGAGGGGUCCAGGGAGGUGCGGACGGCCGCGCUGAAGUGCCUCCAGGCCCUGCUCCUGCGCUGCGACUGCCCCGAGGAUCACGUGACCGCCAGCCGGGACGAGGUGCGGCUCCUGGGCGGCACCUUCGCGUCUUUCCUGCCCGGGAUCACCCUCGCCCUGUCGCGGGUGGCCGCUGCCGACGUCAGGCAGGGCCACGCCGUGACGGUGAGGGCCAUAAGGGUGUGGUACCAGACCGUGGGCCUGGUCAUGGCCGACGAGCAGCUGUCGGACCCGGAGGUCGGGGAGGAGCCCACAGGGGAGGAGCUGGGGAGGGUGGGGGAGCUGGUGGUGCGGAGGAGCCCGGCCUGGGCCAAGGACACCUCCGGGAAGCUGGGGGUCCUCCUGCGGAAGAUCGUAUCCUGCGCUUCGGCUCACCAGCACUGGAAGGUGAGGCUGGAGGUGGCGAGCCUGGCCGACCACCUCCUCUCCACCUGCUGCAAGUCCCUCGGGGACUGCCUUGGCCCCCUGCUGGAGGCCCUGGUCGCCAUGGUGAGCGACGAGAGCCCCGCCGUCCGGGACAGGUGCGAGGCGGCCCUGGAGAGCGCGGCCCGGAGGAACCGGGACGAUGGCGGCCACGCCUUCGAGGACGUCCUCUCGGAGAACCUGCACUCCCUCGCCACGUCCCUGCCCCGCCUCAUGAGGACGUCGGAUGACCGGCAUAAGCUGUCCGUCCUCUGCGCCUUCUCGGGGUACCUCAGGAUACUGGGCCCGGGGGUGACGGCAGUGCUGAGUUCGGCCGCUCACCUGCAACGCAUCUCCAAGGCACUGAUGCAGGUGCUGGAGCUGGACGUGACCGAUGUGCGCAUCGUCGAAGAGAGGGGCUCCUCGAACCCGGUGGGAGACGGGACGGGUCCUCAGGAGACGCGUACCCAGAAGAAGCACUUCCUCUACUUCACAGACGAAAAGAUCUUCUCCGCCCUUCAGCAGAUCUGCAGGCUCCUGGGAUACUAUGGAGACCUCUAUCUCCUGGUGGACCAUUUCAUGGAUCUCUACAGGGAGUCUUCGGUUUAUAGGAAGCAAGCGGCCUUGGUGCUUAAUGAGAUCGUCACAGGGGCAGCCGGGCUGGGCGUGACGGUCACCCAGGAGCGUAGCCCAAGGAGUCAAGACGAUCUGAAUGCAGCUGCAACGUCGAUCAUUGAGGAAUACAUCAGCCAUAGCAACUGGCACUUGACGACCGUUUGUGAGCAAUCCGAAAAGGUGGAGGAGGGACAUUUCAGCAGGUCUAGGGUGCUAUCUAUCACCAACAGAGCGGAAAGAGACUGUUUGCAGCUCCCCACAGAGGCAAAAGGCUCCACCAUCCACCAGCUGAACAGCAACAUCUGGCAGCUCUGCAUCCAGCUGGAGGGGAUAGGAGCCAUGGCCCUGGCCCUGGGGGCGGACUUCCAGCUGCUCCUGAUGACGGCGCUCUACCCCGUGCUGGAGAAGGCCGGAGACGAGACGCUGCUGGUCAGCCAGGCGGCCCUCUCCGCCAUGUGGGACUUCUGCCGGGCCUGCGGCUACGGCGCGCUCAGGGAGCUCAUCGCCUGCAACUCGGACUACCUGCUUAACGACGUGUCGCUCAACCUGCGGAGGCUGGCCCUGCACCCACACGCGCCCCGCGUCCUCGCCGUCAUGUUCUGCCACUCGGACGCCGGCUUGCUGCCGCUGGUGCACGACGUCGUCCAGGACGUGCUGGCGGCCCUGGACCAGAGCUACGACGAGCGGGCGCCCGUGUUCUGCGCCGUGCUCCACUCACUCAUGAACGCCAUCGUGAGGUGGUUCCCUGGGGAGCCCCCAGGAUCAGCUGGGGCCAAAAGGGUGGGGUCCAACCAUGAGGAUCCACUGGAUGUGAGGCAGUUUCUCCUGGAUUACCGCAGGCAGAAGGAGCUGGCAGAGGGCAUUAUAGGGGAUGAACAGGAUGAAGACGAAACAGACGCCCCGCCGCCAGCCCCCGAGAGCGACGUGGACGUGACCAGCCCUGACGUGAAGGCCGAGCUCCCCUCACACAUCGUCAUAUCCAAGGAGGUGAUGGAGAGAUGCAUCCACCUGCUGGCCCACCCCAGCGUGCGGCUCAGGCUCAAGGUUCUGGACGUGCUGGAGCUGUGCGUGCUGGUCCUGCGGGCUCAGGAGAACGAGCUGCUGCCGAUGGCGCACCGCUGCUGGCCCGCCCUCCUGCAGCGGCUCACCAACGAUGACCCGCUGGUGGUGCUGCGGGCCUUUAGGGUGCUGUGCACUCUGGGAGAAACCUGUGGGGACUUCCUCAGGAGGAGGGUGUCCAAGGACGUGCUGCCGAAGCUCGCCAGCUCCUUGCUGAAGCAGGCCCCGAUCAGUGCCAAGGCUGGGCCCAUCUACACCCACACCCUGGCCUAUAAGCUGCAGCUGGCUGUGCUGGAGGGCCUGGGAGCCCUGUGUCUUCGGCUGGACCUGGCUGACACUGAUCUUGAGUCAGUAUCUGAGGCCUGCCUGCCCUACCUGAGCUGCAGACAACCAUACAAACUGCAAGAGGCCUGUCUCUGUGUUUUCCAGUAUAUGACUCAGAUGGACCCUGACGCCAUGUGGUUUACCCUGAAUGAACUAUACUGCCCGUGCUCGUACGAGCCCCCACACCCAGACCUGAGUACCGUGCACCUGGCGGGAAUGGGUCGAAGCAGGAAUGAGUACACAGACAAUAUUCUCAAGCUCCUGGAGGAGAUCCGCUGACAGGAAGGUGGCCAAUAACCAUGGGAACCGUCAAUAAGGUGGCUGGGGGGG
Megalops cyprinoides (Indo-Pacific tarpon) is the source of this 3281-nucleotide messenger RNA. It is a transcript of the gene tti1, whose product is annotated as TELO2 interacting protein 1. The transcript is spliced from 7 exons. Gene Ontology annotation, cellular component: cytoplasm. The record is from RefSeq and is a predicted model, not a curated record. NCBI's taxonomy places the organism in Eukaryota, Metazoa, Chordata, Actinopteri, Elopiformes, Megalopidae. Gene Ontology annotation, biological process: chromatin remodeling. Bases 18 to 3230 code for a protein of 1070 amino acids.